Iphiclides podalirius (scarce swallowtail) is the source of this 618-nucleotide messenger RNA. The record is from the annotation of a GenBank genome assembly. Lineage: Eukaryota; Metazoa; Arthropoda; Insecta; Lepidoptera; Papilionidae.
AUGUGUCUUGGGAUCCCAGCUGCACGCGAUGUUGGCGUGAUUCGUGAGAUAAUGGCUUCGAAUCGGAGUAGGCGAGUGCCCGAUGCGUUCGCGCAUCUGCCGACCCACGUGCCGCCCCCGCCCGCGCAAGCACAUCCGUCACUGUGUCACAAAAGCACUGCGAAUAACUCGAUCCAAUCGGCUAAGUCGUACACAAGUUUUGCAAAAAAAGUUGUCUCGGAAGCGGCGUUGGGCGCUAACUCGACGUGCGUAACGCAGAAACGCCGACGAGUGACUGAAGCCGGGGCCGGCGUGCGACGUUGUCGAGUGACGCUUACCCCCUCCACCUUGGUCGGGUUGCAACGGGUCGGGCGAUCGCGCGGCCGCCUAGAUCGAAGCCACCUUCGCGAGUUCGUGCGAGAUGCGAGAUUCCUUCUCGUUACAAAGCGGCGAUUUGGUCCGAGUGGGUCGCGGUUUGACCGGGUGCGUCGACACGCCGGCGUGGGCGCCAGAGCCCACUGCCAGUGCGAUAAUGCAAUAAGCGGGAAAGGUCGAACGCCCGACCACCGCGCUCACGGCUACUGGAAGGGGCAUCAGAAUCAGGAGCUCUCAAAUAAGAGCGUCGUUAAGAAGUCGCGA